AUGUCUGACCUAAGCCUGGCAUCAGGUAGUACAUACAAAACUUUGACUACAGGCUUCAUCCGCGUGCUCCAUUUACAGCCAGCAAAGUCUUUGGAAGCGCCUCUCGUUGCCACACUCAAGUCAGUUCAUCUCGACCAGGAAGCAAGAUAUGAGGCAUUGUCAUACUCCUGGGAUGGGGAAUCCAACGGCAUACCACUCCAAGAUGGAAGCAUUAUUCUCGAAAAUGUCACGCAUAGUAUUAAAGGCAAUCUCAGCAAUGCAUUGCGCCGGCUUCGUCACGAAGAUCGGCCACGGAUCUUUUGGAUAGAUGCCAUCUGUAUCAAUCAAGAGAAUCUCGCCGAACGAUCUGCUCAGGUGGCUAUCAUGGCACGGAUCUUCUCGACUGCACUCCGAGUCAUCAUGUGGGUCGGUGAGGAUUCCGCCGAAGGCGAUGGCAAGGCCUUUAUCGACUGGUGUCUAAGAGCGACAAGCAUACAGAAAUCUUCCUGGAGCAAAUCAUGGAGGAAGACAGUAUAUUUGAUCGCCAAUCAGUCAUUCUUCUACGACAAGAGCGACUGGGUGCGGUCUCAGUAUUACAACGAACCGGUCCUCUCCUGGAGACCUUGCAAGAAGAGAGAUCUCGUAUUUGAAUUCCACUGGAGACGAUACUUUCGCCGAAGAUGGUGCGUUCAGGAGACUGCUUUUGCGAAACAAGUCUUGUUGAAGUGUGGUUCCCAUGAGAUAUCACUAAGUGGCUUGAGGUCUGCCAAUCAUUAUUUCCAUUCGGCCUUGCGAUGGGAUACUCUUCAGGAGACUUGCUCCGACGUAUUGGAACUCAUGGCACAGUGUAAUACCCUCCAAUGCUUCGACGAGCGGGAUUACAUCUUCGCCCUGGCUAGUUUGCUGAGAUCCCAGCCCGGAUGUCCUCCAAUCACCAUCGACUACACACUGUCGUGGACUCAAGUGUACAUUAACUUUACCAGCGACUUGAUCAUGGCUGAUAGCCUAUGCCAAGUCUGGCGAGUGCUACACAUGGCAGCUGGUCAAUACCAUGCACCCUGGGAGCGCUCCAACGAAUUACCUUCUUGGGUUCCCGAUUGGAGAUAUCCACUACUUGAUUCUAUCGGGUACAAGUCGUUUUCCAAAACUAAUCCUCCGGCUACACUCAGCUAUGCGACGAUGUGUGGUGAUGGUACAACGGUGACUCUGCGUCUGGCGUAUUUUGGGAAAUUGAGUGAUGUAGUUGUUCAGGAUGACGUGAAGGAAAAGUAUCGUUCUGAUGAUCGACUCUAUCGUCCUCAUCCCGAGCAAAUGGUUGGUCAUGUGGGGUAUAUGUUGGAGUUGAAUAUGGCGCAUUUGGUGCUUCGUGCGUAUGGUGAGGAGGCGAUGUUGUUUUGUAUUGUGGGGCUGUUUAUUGGUGAUGAGGGAGGGGACACUCCAGCUUUUGUGGAGAUGCAUGAUGUUUUUAUUCGCUGA
This is a messenger RNA of Ramularia collo-cygni, 1455 nucleotides long. RefSeq lists its product as uncharacterized. The coding region runs from base 1 to 1455 and encodes 484 amino acids. The record is from RefSeq and is a predicted model, not a curated record. Lineage: Eukaryota; Fungi; Ascomycota; Dothideomycetes; Mycosphaerellales; Mycosphaerellaceae. The transcript has a single exon.